Lodderomyces parapsilosis is the source of this 1107-nucleotide messenger RNA. It is a transcript of the gene FCR3, whose product is annotated as Fcr3p. Gene Ontology annotation, cellular component: RNA polymerase II transcription regulator complex. Gene Ontology annotation, molecular function: DNA-binding transcription activator activity, RNA polymerase II-specific; transcription cis-regulatory region binding. Lineage: Eukaryota; Fungi; Ascomycota; Pichiomycetes; Serinales; Debaryomycetaceae. Bases 1 to 1107 code for a protein of 368 amino acids. The transcript has a single exon. The record is from RefSeq and is a predicted model, not a curated record.
AUGUCAUUCAACGCCCAAACUACGCCUAUGUUUUGGAAUAACGAUCAAUAUCUGACACCAAAUUUUCCAAGCCUGAAACAACAAGGUGAUCCAUGUUUAGAAGAAGCCGAGUUCGCUGAGUUAAACCAAGAAAAUAUUGCUUCUUUCAACCAGCAACAAAAUGAUCCUUGCGAUACAUUGCUCGGACAAACUGAGCAAUUUCAAUAUCAUCCAACAACUUUUCAACAUACUAAUGACAGCUUUGGGUAUCAAGAGCAACCAGUGACAUAUCCUGUUUCAGGUUCACAGGGUGAUUUUUCCUAUCACAAUAUACCACCACAGAGUACAACCCACUCACAUGAUUCUCAGCAGGGCAAUACAAGCUACGAGCUCAACAACUUUUCUCCACAGCAAGUGAAUCCCCAUCAUCUUGCUUCACCGGGUACCUCAGAGACUUCUGCAAACUACGACAUUGAUAAGAAAGUUUUGAGCGAGCAAAUCAAAGGAAACAAAAAGAAAUCAAAGAGACAGUUGUUGGAUGAAGAGGAUGCCAUAUUAAUUGCUAAGGAUGAUUCUGAGUUAACAGAGGAGGAGUUACAGUUGAAAAGGAAAGCUCAAAAUAGGGCUGCACAGCGUGCAUUUAGAGAGCGUAAAGAGACAAAGUUAAAAGAAUUGGAAGCUAAAUUAUUACAAAGUGAAGAAGAGAGGCAAAAGUUGAUGGAACAACUUGAAAUGAUUAGAAAGCAGAAUUUGUCAAUUACUACUGAGAAUGAGAUUUUAAGAACCAAUGAAGGCUCGCUAAUAUCAAGUAAGACACCCAUUAACAAGUUUCAUUUCCCGCAAUCACAAGAUGAUUUUAUUGACGAAAUUACGCGUGGCACGAAUCAUGAGGUAAAAAGAGAAUCCAUAAACAAAGUAUACAACAAUAUCGAAGGAGAAAAGUUGCUAGCGCUUGGGGCCGUGUGGGAUUACUUACAAAUCAAAGCUGAAGAGGCAAAUUUGGAUUUGGCAACCAUUGAUGUUAAUGAAGUUAUGGAUAAAUUGAAAGGUAAUGAGAAAUGCCAUGGUUUUGGUCCAGCAUAUCCCUUGAGUUUAGUUCAAGAAGCAGUGGAGGCCAGUUUUAAGUGA